Messenger RNA from Nyctereutes procyonoides (raccoon dog), 2157 nucleotides. RefSeq names its product protein kinase C substrate 80K-H (gene PRKCSH). Lineage: Eukaryota; Metazoa; Chordata; Mammalia; Carnivora; Canidae. Gene Ontology annotation, biological process: N-glycan processing; liver development. Gene Ontology annotation, molecular function: protein binding; calcium ion binding. The record is from RefSeq and is a predicted model, not a curated record. Bases 181 to 1791 code for a protein of 536 amino acids. The transcript is spliced from 18 exons. Gene Ontology annotation, cellular component: glucosidase II complex.
CGGAAGUGACGGAUCCCACCAAUUUCCGCUUUCUUUUUUCAGGAGGAACGGUUGGCUGCUGGGCUGGGGGGCGCGGUGGAUAUUGACCUUUGCCCCAGCCUCGUCGUGGGGGCACAGCACAUCUCCCCGCAGCCCGCUUCCUCCCCAGAACCUGUUUCCGGUCUGCGAGCUUCCGGCGAGAUGUUACUGUUGCUGUUGCUGCUGCCCCUGUGCUGGGCCGUGGAGGUCAAGAGGCCCCGGGGCGUCUCCCUCACCAACCAUCACUUCUACGACGAGUCCAAGCCUUUCACUUGCCUGGAUGGCUCUGCCACCAUCCUUUUCGAUCAGGUCAAUGAUGACUACUGUGACUGCAAGGAUGGCUCAGAUGAGCCAGGUACAGCCGCCUGUCCUAAUGGCAGCUUCCACUGCAGCAACACUGGCUACAAGCCCCUGUACAUCUCCUCCAGAUGGGUCAACGAUGGAGUUUGUGACUGCUGUGACGGCACCGAUGAGUACAACAGCGGGAUCGUCUGUGAGAACACCUGCAAAGAGAAGGGCCGGAAGGAGAGAGAGACACUGCAACAGAUGGCAGAGGUCACGCGAGAGGGGUUCCGCCUAAAGAAGAUCCUCAUUGAGGACUGGAAGAAGGCUCGGGAGGAGAAGCAGGAAAAGCUCACUGAGCUACAAGCCGGGAAGAAGUCCCUGGAGGACCAGGUGGAGAUGCUGCGAAUGGUGAAGGAGGAGGCCGAGAAGCCCGAGAAGGAGGCCAAAGACCAGCACCAGAAGCGGUGGGAAGAGCAGCAGGCUGCCUCCAAGGCCCAGCGGGAACAGGAGCUGGCAGCCAGUGCUUUCCAGGAGCUGGAUGACGAUAAGGAUGGGGCGGUCUCGGUCACCGAGCUGCAGACCCAUCCGGAGCUGGACACCGAUGGUGAUGGGGUUCUCUCUGAAGGGGAAGCUCAGGCCCUCCUUGGGGGAGACGUGCACGCCGACGCCACUGCCUUCUCUGACCGUCUCUGGGCUGCCAUCAGGGACAAAUACCGGUCUGAGGUGCUACCCACCAGCCCCCCAACUGCACCGUCGGAGCCUGACCUGAAGGAGCCCAAGGAGGAGCAGCCUCCAGUCCCCUCACCACCAAUGGAAGAGGAGGAAGAGGAGGAGGAAGAGGAGCCGGAGGAGGAAGAGGAGGAGGAAGAGGAGGAAGAUUCCCAGGUGCCAAGGGAGCAGCCCAAGGAGGCCCCACCCCCACUGGUGCCCCCGCAGCCUGCGGCCAGCCCCACUGAAGAGGACAAAAUGCCGCCGUAUGAUGAGCAGACGCAGGCCUUCAUUGAUGCCGCCCAGGAGGCCCGCAACAAGUUUGAGGAGGCUGAGCGGUCCUUGAGGGACAUGGAAGAGUCCAUCAGGAACCUGGAGCAGGAGAUUUCCUUUGACUUUGGCCCCAACGGAGAGUUUGCCUACCUGUACAGCCAGUGCUACGAGCUCACCACCAACGAAUACAUCUACCGGCUUUGCCCCUUCAAGCUCGUCUCUCAGAAGCCCAAACUUGGCGGCUCCCCCACCAGCCUCGGCACCUGGGGCUCAUGGGCUGGCCCCGAGCAUGACAAGUUCAGCGCCAUGAAGUACGAGCAGGGCACGGGCUGCUGGCAGGGCCCCAACCGCUCCACCACCGUGCGCCUGCUGUGUGGAAAGGAGACAGUGGUGACCAGCACCACAGAGCCCAGUCGCUGCGAGUACCUCAUGGAGCUGAUGACGCCAGCCGCCUGCCCAGAGCCACCACCUGAACUGCCCACUGAUGGUGACCACGAUGAGCUCUAGCCCUCCUGGGUGCGGAGGUGCCCACCUCAACUUUGGGGAACCUCAAGGCUCAGAAACAUCCCCAACGGUGCCACCUGCCCACCCAGCGCUCCGCCAGGGGACCGAGGCCUGCCCCUCCAGGCUCCUCACCCUGGCAUUGGGGGCGGGGGUGGGGGCGGUAUCCGUGUGGAGCUUUGCCCUGCUCUCAGGGGGGCUGGGCAGGGCACAGCCGCCUUCCCAGGCCCCGGUGGUCUCCAAAGGUGGAAUAAAGGAGUUCCGCACCCCCUGGGCGCCCGCCCCCGCCCAGGGUGUUUGCCUCCCUCCCUGGUGGGGAUGAGUGACUUGACCUGUGACCUCAAAACAAUAAACACGAUUCCCUCUCCCCAA